Schistosoma curassoni is the source of this 1116-nucleotide messenger RNA. NCBI's taxonomy places the organism in Eukaryota, Metazoa, Platyhelminthes, Trematoda, Strigeidida, Schistosomatidae. The record is from the annotation of a GenBank genome assembly.
AUGGAGCUGACACCACUUGUUCGGAAGCCGUACCAUUUUUACCGUAUUAUGUCAACUGGGCUUGCCCUUGGUUUCGCUGUCGAGGGUGCACCCUGGCACUUGGUUUCUCAUUUAUUCCCAGAUAAAGUUGGUGGGCGACCAGCUUGGCUAGCUCUUCAACACUUACCAUCUCCUAGUGAACUAAAGUGUCCAGUAUGUUUGAAUCCGAUGUGUUUCCUCUUACAGAUAUACUCCCCUCUAUCUGAAAAACCUGACUGUUUUCAUCGGAUGUUAUUUUUAUUUAUGUGCCGAAAUAGUGAAUGUCAUUAUAAGCCUGAUCAUGUACCAUUCUAUGUGUUUCGAUCGCAGUUAUCAAGACAAAAUUGCUAUUACAGCUUCGAGCCCCCUGAGAACGAAUUUCCCAGUCGCGAAAUGUUAAACUCGAUGAUAAAGGCUAACUCUAUUCCAUGGGCUGGCAAAUAUUCAUCUAUCUGCCCAAUAUGUGGAUGUAAAGCAGACAAAACUUGUUCAAAGUGUAAAACCACUUCUUAUUGUUCUAAAAUGCACCAGGUUCUAGACUGGAAACGACACAAGUUAGAAUGUGGUUCGAAAUGUCACGAUUUCAUGUUAUUAUUCGAACAAAAUAGCUUCUUACUUCCUGAGUACCGUUUAUGUUCUGAACCUGCAGACAACUUUUCUUCAAAUGAUGAAAGUACUUCAGAAGAGGUGGAAACUGACACUGAAACUGUAGACCUGGGACUUUCAAAUGAUUCUGAAGUUAAAGCGCUUGAAUUUAUAGCCAAGAAAGAGACUAAAGAAGAAGCCAGAUUUAGAAUGUUUAGAGAAGCAAUGAAAUCGGCUCCUGACCAAGUCGUACGAUUUCAUAGAGGUGGUAAGCCCAUUUGGCUGAGUAACGAUCCUGUAGAAGUUGAAAAAUGUGAAGUUUGCGGUUCUGAACGUGUUUUCGAAUUUCAGGUUACUCCUCAAAUAUUGUUUCACUUAAAAUUGGAUAAAGUUGGUGAAUUAAAUCCAGAUUUCGAAGAAAAAAAUGUACAGAAGUAUCACCUUCUAAAUGUGAUAAUGCAUUUAUUGAAUAUCAACGUGAAAUUGUCAUUCGUCAAAUGGUUCCAUAAUUGA